Lathyrus sativus (Indian pea) is the source of this 450-nucleotide messenger RNA. NCBI's taxonomy places the organism in Eukaryota, Viridiplantae, Streptophyta, Magnoliopsida, Fabales, Fabaceae. The record is from the annotation of a GenBank genome assembly.
AUGGUUAUGGUUAUGGUUAUGGCAGAGGAAGAAGAGAACGCGUUAUCGAGCGAACCAGAAUUUCCGAAGAGUCGAGUGAAGAAAAUAAUGACACUUGACAAAGACGUGAAGAGAGUGAGUUCAGAAGCGUUGUUUCUGGUGUCGCGAUCUACGGAGCUUUUUUUACAGUUACUUGCUGAAAAGUCUGCGCAGGUCGCAAUUGAGAAGAAGCGCAAGACUGUGAAGCUUGAACAUAUAAGAAUCGCGGUGAAGAGGAAUCGGCCUGUAAGUGAUUUUCUUCUCGAUUCGCUUCCGUUGCCUUCUGAAGGAACUAAAUCCGAUAAUCCCGUGGCGGUUGUAGUUGAUAAGGCUAAAUCUGUUCCGGUUGGUACUCGCCGCAUUGAUCAUAUAUUCCGAAAGUCGGAAGCUGAGGCUCCUGAACCGGUGCCUGAACCCAUGGAAGAGUCAUAG